This is a messenger RNA of Hylaeus anthracinus, 2375 nucleotides long. RefSeq lists its product as uncharacterized. The transcript is spliced from 3 exons. Lineage: Eukaryota; Metazoa; Arthropoda; Insecta; Hymenoptera; Colletidae. The record is from RefSeq and is a predicted model, not a curated record. The coding region runs from base 1568 to 2113 and encodes 181 amino acids.
UAUAUAAAAUGUUAUAUGCAUAAUAGCGUGUUAACACGUUGAACGCCCAUGUAUGGAUGACGGAGCUUUUCACUAAGGAACAAUUAAUUUUAAGAAUUACGUGUUAAUGAAAACAAAUCUAGAUAUAAUAGAAUACAAAAAUUAAUACAACGAAUGUUGGGCUCCAUAGUUUGUAUUCGUCUCGAAGCAAAAUUUUAGUCCUGCAGACCUUUCCGCGCGAGUCGGUCUGACAGUCAACGCGUUAACUCGAAAAGGGCAGAACGUAGCGCGAUUCGAAGCACGAACGACGGCUGAACGCCGCUCGUCUUGAUCGACGAUCGAGAUCGAUCACGGAUCGGCUACCGUGCACGGAAUGCGAUGGGUUCGGUGCGAAAAAAAUCGAAUAAAAGGGUAAAAUGUCAACGUGACUCGGUUCUACCUACGAAAGAGCAAACGCAUCCUAUUAGCGGUUCAGAGAUCGCAUUGUUCGCCGAUGUGCCCUUAAACGAGCGAAAUCUCAUCCAUCGUAACGACGUUGGCCUUUGAAUCGCGUGCCAAACGGAUGGCGAUAAAUCCAACCGUCCCCACGGUCGAGAGAAGAAAAUAAUCGCGAACGGAUACGUAUGAGAACUCGUACGCUCGCGCUUGCGGUCAUGAGCAAUUCAUCGAAUACGUCCAACACGCGACAUCCACUGAGAUACGCAACGAUAAGACCCACUCGCGUCCCAGGAUGGUGCGCUACGCGUUCCGUGGGACUUCUAUUAUAUCCAAUUAUAUCUUGCCGUGCGAUCGGACAGAAUCAAGUUCGUAGACACCGACCCCCUCUUGUCGUGUUGACACGGCGAUCGUGAAAAACUGACAGAAAUGUUAAUUCGUUGCGUCGAGUGGCCUGUUACGGCUGGUGUUCAGGCCACGUCGAUGUCUACAUUAUCUUUCAGCGUCUCGAUCGUUUUAUUACAGUCGGUAGAGACACGAGGUUCUUUCUGAAAACAGAGACAUACGAUGUAGUCGAUUCAUCUCGUAAUUGUUCGCUAAGCGUAAGAAUUCUGAGAGGAAACGAAGAUUAACUACUCUCGGUACCGUAAUCCUCUUCAAUCUCGUUUCUGAAAAUUCUGAGGAUCCUUCUCGAAAUUUCUAAAGGUUACUUGGAACGAUAUCUAGGAUUGCAAACUCUCAUGCAGUAAGUACUAACAAAUUAAUAAACUUGUAAAUCUCGAAGAACUUCUGAUUGUCGAAGACGUCCAUUAAUGUCUCUCAAUUGUUCUAGACUGGAGGUGCUUAGCCUUUGCGCGACGGUGAUCGCCGAGAGAGGAUCAUCUGAAAGAAAAAAAAAUAUAUGAGUUACGGGAGCGUUCGCGAUGUCGUCCCGAUCCCUUGCGAUCCUGAGUAUCUAUGACACCAGAGGGAGGGGAAAAAACAAUCGUCGUUGCAGGUAGCGGACGGUAUAUAAAAGCUCGACGAGCGAACGAGCGCAGAUGUUGGUUAGCGACUUCUGAAAUCCAUCGGUUGCGUCGCGAGUCGUACAGUCGCGUGUGCCACGAGGGAUGCCAUUUCGAGUGCCGUCAGCGUGACCUUACCUCUGGCGACGAUGAUCUCUCGCAGAAUUGUGCCUCGAUCGCUGAUCCUCUGGCUGCUGGUACUUUCCGUGUGCUGUUGCAUCGGUGAGAAAUUGUCUCCGGAUCAGAAGGCGCCUCUGUUCGCUCGUGGCUCGGGGGGGUUGAUCCUGAACACGCCGUUCGAGGACAACAAAGCCAGGAAAAGUCCAGUGGCGAGCGCAAACGUUAACGUGAACGCGAACGCGGAGGACGGAGUGCAGAGAGAGGAAACAGAGAUGCUGAAAGAAGUGGACGGUGAACUGGUGCGAACUGUGAAGGGAAGCUUCUCUUACAACAGCCCCGAGGGUCUUCCGAUUUCCGUAAAGUAUGAGGCCGACGAGAACGGGAACAGAGCCAGUUUCAAGUUUGGCACUGGCGGAGGGACUGGUUCGGGGACUUCGGGUCGUCCCUCGGGCCCGAAAGGAGGAAACGCCGGUAAUCGCGGAGGUCAAACCGGUCAAGGACCUAAAAAAGGAUCGAAGAGCGACUCGUAUCUGCCGCCGAAGGAUGUCGACAGAAGCUAUCUUCCGCCGCAAUAGGAUUGUCUAUUCCAUUCAAGCGAGUUCUCGAUUAUCAGUCGUUUUGGAGAAUCGUACUCGCUGAACUCGUACCGAACUUCUCCAUCGACUGGCGGCCGACAUUGUAAACCUUUCUCUCCGUCACUCCCGCACGCCUGCCAAAGCUUUCGAAGCGCUUCGACGAUUCGCUCGAAAGUAAUUUUACUCGUGAAUUAAUUCGUUAGUAAACGCCUCGACGCAAUGACUUUUAUAACAUAAGAAAUAAAAUAUAUUUUUUCACAGA